Messenger RNA from Drosophila bipectinata, 1002 nucleotides. RefSeq lists its product as uncharacterized. The record is from RefSeq and is a predicted model, not a curated record. Gene Ontology annotation, molecular function: N-acetyltransferase activity. Lineage: Eukaryota; Metazoa; Arthropoda; Insecta; Diptera; Drosophilidae.
AAAUAUACUUGUGGAUUAACGAAUAUUGUUAACACAACUCGCGUGCCGAAGCGAUUAGAUAAAUAGAAUUGGUUCGGUGCCAAAGCUUCGGCUAAGUCCGACAUUUGAGUAUACACAUGUUGCCUAGUCGUAAACCUGUAUCGCUCAGUAAUAGACCGACACUUGACGCAGUUGUUUCUAUAUUUUGUUCCCUGCUUGACCGAUAAGAAAUCUAUAAUGCGGCAGCAAAAUGGAAGAGUCUGGGGAACGCUCCAUGAAGGAAAAUUUGAAGUGCGUAGUGUCACACAGUCCGAUUUGGAAGAAGCUCUAGAUGUUCUGGAUGGUUCAUUUUUUAUAAAUGAAUCGGUGUGCGUUGCUUGCGAAAUUAAUUUGCCACAAAAUGUUCAAGCCAGACAAGAGCUGCGUGAACUAUGCAAAAUAACAGCCUUAGAUGGAGUCUCUUUGCUGGUCAAGGAGGUAGAAACUGGACGCGUAGUGGCUGUAUCGUUUAACAAGAUCCAAUUCUCCCCACCGCCAGGCGAAGACCACUUCUUUUUGAAAUUCCGCAAUGAGAGCGCCAAAAGUCCGCAAGCCAAGCGCCUGAUGAACUUUAUGAUUGAAGUUGACGAAAAGGUCGAUGUUUGUGCCAUGUACAACAUGGAUUGCUUCUGCGAACUAAUGUUUCUAGCCACCUUGCCCAGCCACGAGCGACUGGGUCUUGGACGAUCCUUAUCCAAGUUUACCAUAGAACUUACUCAGGAGCUUGCUAACGGAAAGGGCCUGGAGGAUAUAGACGAAAAACUACGAUCUCUACGACCGGCAGCUGUUACCGCACUUUGGACUUCCAGUUUCUCCCAAAAGGUUGGAAAAGCUACUGACUUUAAGGUCAUAAACACGGUUCCGUAUUCGGAUUUUGAAUUUAAUGGCAAGCGUUUCGAUGAGCGAAUUAAUCCUUUGCACAAAUUCUGCCAACAUGUUGUAUAUAAAUUUUAAAUCGAAAAAUGAAAGAAAUAAAGUUUUGUA